Molecule: messenger RNA, 3043 nt
Organism: Cladocopium goreaui
Lineage: Eukaryota; Dinophyceae; Suessiales; Symbiodiniaceae
Source: the annotation of a GenBank genome assembly
UGGAAUUUUGGCCGCGCCGUGUGAGGCCCGCCCCUAAGGGGGGGGACAGAGCGGGAUGAGUCAGCCGUUGAAGCAGACGCAGCGGACAGCUCACACGGCUUGGUGCCCUGCUGAGGCAGGUGCAAACCUGCUGGCUUUGGGCAGUGCUUCAGUGGGUACUUCGGCGUCAGAUGCAACGUUGGAUUUCGUUUCCUUCGAUGCUGGCAGGAGUGGGGCAGACAUGGACGUCAAAGCGUCCAUUCGAAUGGAAGGUGGACGUCGAUUUUCGACGAUUUCCUGGGGACGCUUGGGCUCGGAAACGUCGUUCCCAAUGGGCUGUGUGGCCGGCGGUCUGCAAGACGGAAUUGUGUCUUUGUGGAAUCCCAACGUCAUCCUGAAUUCCAAUGGCUCUGAUCAAGGUGUGAUCAACACGUUACAGGUCCACAAGGGCGCCGUGAACUGCGUCGAGUUCCACCCUCUGAAGAGCACUUUGAUGGCCACAUGCGGUGAUUCGGAGGUGAAAAUUUUGAACAUCGAAAGCCCUUCGUCGCCGAACCUGUUUGAGCCUUCGACGAACAACAAGCACUUGGGAUCUGAGGUUCUGUCUUGCGCGUGGAAUCGUGUUGUGCCGCACAUUUUAUGUUCAUCGAGCAACACAGGAACCACUGUCGUUUGGGAUCUGAAGCAGAAGAAGGAAGUGAUUAGUUUCCAGGAUCCUGCAAGUCGCUUACGCUGCUCAAGCGUGGCUUGGCAUCCCGAGGUGCCUACUCAGCUGGUGGUUUGCUAUGAUGACGAUCGGCAGCCAUCAAUGCAGAUGUGGGAUCUUCGAAACUGCCAGUAUCCUUUCAAGGAAACUGCACCUCACACCAAAGGUGUGCUCAGCGUAGCAUGGAACCAGAUGGAUCCCAAUUUGAUCCUCUCCUGUGGGAAGGACAACAGAGUGAUUUGCACGAGCAUCGCAUCGGGCAGCCCAGAAACUUGGUGCGAGAUGUCCGCUCAACAGCAUAGCUUUGAGGUUGAGUGGGCACCCCACAAAGCUGCCUUAUUUUCAGCCGCGUCAAGUGGCACCGUUGGCAUUUACUCAGUGCAGCAACAGCAGAAUGCGGGAAAGUACUGCCCUCGAUGGUACAGGAAGCGCUGCGGCGUGGGCUUCGGUUUCGGCGGGAAGCUGCUCUCCUUCGGCGCCAAGGCCACAGAUGCUGCUAAGCUGCCGACUGCAUCCUUUUGCCAUUCCCUGGUGGUGCCGAGUGAGCCAGAGAUCGUGCCCACUGCGGAUCUCUUUGAGCAUUGGAUCGCUGAACGCCGGCUGCGCGAGUACUGCCACGACAAGACCCGACGAUGUGGUGGAGUGGCUUCACACGAAGGCUUGAUGUGGGAACUGAUGGGUUCUCAGUUUGAGGAGGAUGGUCGCAGCAAGGUUCCAACUUUGCUGGGUUUUGAUCAGGAUCGCAUCCUACAAGAGGCCGAGCGGCUCCUGGGCGCCAAACCGGGAAAUCUCAUGGGCCAAAGCCCUGAGGAGGAGCAAGCUCCAGCAGCUGCUGUUCCUUCGUUGGGACCGGAACUAGAUCUCACCCAGGCGGAGAGCUUCUUCGAGGAACUCUCCGCGUCUACCGAACAGAAGAAACGGGAAGAGAUGGAGCGCGAGGAACAGAAGAAAAAAAACAAAACAGAAGAGGUCAGCAAAGUCACCGACUGGUCCAGUGGCCCUGAAGCGUUGAUCAAACAGAGCCUCUUGGUUGGAAACCUGACAGCUGCUGUGGAGCUUUGCUUCAAGAGCGGGAAGAUGGCAGAGGCGCUGCUGUUGGCCUCGGGCGGUGGCACCACGCUGUGGACACGCGCACGCGACGAAUACCUGCGGCUCCAGGGGGACUCUUUCCUCACAACUGUGGGCAACAUCAUGACCAACGAUUUCAGCAAGCUGGUCGCCAACAGCAACUUGGCGCAUUGGAUGGAGACCUUGGCCAUCGUUGCGACCUACUCCAACCGAGAGUACCAAGCGCUGUGUGAACAGCUGGCGGAGCGCUUGGAGAAGGAGAAGUUCGACAUCCGCUCCGCCGUGAUCUGCUACAUUUGCGCGAAGAACUUCCCAAAAACGGUGAGUAUCUGGGCCAACACCCAUGUGGCUUCACAGGGAUCUCAGAAGUUGGCUUUGCAGGAUUUGGUGGAGAAGAUGGCCGUCCUACAAGACGCUACCAAGUUCAAUCAGGCAGAUCCACUUUUUUCGCAAAAGUUGACCAAGUACGCAGAGAUCUUGGCCAAUUCUGGCCGCCUCACUGCUGCAAUGCGAUACCUGUGCUUGCUCGCAGAUGACAACUCCUCGGCCAUUCUGCGGGACCGAAUCUUCAAUUCUGCACCUAGCCAGAUGGGCCAAAUGCUGAGAUCUGCCCCUCGAUUUCCAUUCCAGACCACAGAAGUGCGAGUGGUUCAAAGUGCACCAUCAGCCCGGAGUAGCAUGGGCUACCCUGGACAAAGUGCCGGAGGUGUGGGUGUGAACCCUGGUGCUGGAAUGGGUAUGGGCACAAAUUCCAUGAUGAGUGGUGGAAUGGGUGGAGGAAUGGGUGGCAACAUGGGUGGCAACAUGGGUGGCAACAUGGGUGGCAACAUGGGUGGCAACAUGGGCGGCAACAUGGGCGGCAACAUGGGUGGCAACAUGGGUGGCAACAUGGGUGGCAACAUGGGCAUGGUUGGAGGAGGCGGAAUGCCCAACAUGGGUGCUGGGAUGGGUGCUGGCAUGGGUGGAAUGGGUGGCAUGCCGGGAAGCAUGCCUGGCAGCACACCCGGGAUGGGAAUGGGUAUGGGCAUGGGUGACGUCGGUGGCGUUGGUGGUGUGGGUGGGAUGCCUAACAUGGGCGGGAACAUCGGCGGCAACAUGGGCAGCAUGGGCAACAUGGCCAUGGGCGGUAUGGGGAUGGGCGGGGGUAUGGCCGGGGGUAUGGGGGGUAUGGGAGGAGGCAUGGCGAAUUCCGGCAAUCCUGCGCCCGUCAAGUCCUCAGAAAAGAUGCCCCGGCAAUCGCGGACAUGUCGGAAAGUUUCUUUCAUCACGCACCUGCUCCACCAGGACUAG